Molecule: messenger RNA, 2721 nt
Organism: Aspergillus ochraceoroseus IBT 24754
Lineage: Eukaryota; Fungi; Ascomycota; Eurotiomycetes; Eurotiales; Aspergillaceae
Product: glucan endo-1,3-beta-D-glucosidase
Exons: 6
Coding region: 1-2721 (906 amino acids)
Cellular component (GO): cell surface
Molecular function (GO): glucan endo-1,3-beta-D-glucosidase activity; endo-1,3(4)-beta-glucanase activity
Source: RefSeq, a predicted model, not a curated record
AUGGAGUCCAGAUCAACGUGGUCUCCUUCCACCAUGCUAAUAUGGCUACUCGCUGCAAGAACAGUAUACGCCGCUCCAAGACCUACGAGAUUGGAGACGCCCACAUCCCUCAAGACUCAGUAUCCUCCGUCUACACAGGGUGCAAGACUGCUACCUCCUGAAACACAAGGUUUCUAUCCAACCAAACUUGAGCACGAAGGCCAUCCAUAUGUAGAGCCCACCCCAACAGAUUCAGGGAAUCCUUUUGAUGUCUCUGAUCUCCUUGAUACCCUUGGCGAUUCAGAUACGCUGCUAGAUUGGUUGCUCCCAGGCAUAAAUCUAGACGACUCGGACGCAGCUCCCAGUAGUCCACCAGAACCAUUAGCCUGGUGGACGCCAACACCGAGACCUAAGCCAAGUACAUCCAGUGAUAAUCACAUCUACGAUUUAUUCUCAACAAGGCCGCCCUCCAGCUGGAUUAUCGGAUCUAGUCAAUCAGUUACUCCAAACCCCUCGGAUACACCGACAAGUACGCCUUUGCAGGUAGCACAAGGUUCUUUCAUCACGAUGGCUACUAAUCAAGACGUAUUCAUCCCUCUACCCACGGGUGCGAUUCCCUCCGUGGUUUCUGCAAGGAACGACCAUCCAGUAGCUAAAACCGGCAUCAACUCAACCGGCCCAAUUGAGACCAAUAAAUUCUAUGCUGGGUUCUUUCUAGGUACCCAAAGCAAUGCGACCUUUACUCACCCGUACUCAGUGUUCUGGGCGAAAGGAAGCGGCAUUUUGCAAAGCUGGGGCAUGGCUGUCUCGCACAUUGAAUACAACCUAGUUGCUAACGGGCCAACAAAUUCUCAUAUCCCGGGAAACCCGGUAUCAUACUAUAUCAACCCGAUUGGGAUUCAAUCUGUCGUUUUGUCAGCCACAGAACUCUCAAGUUCGACAGUCCUAACCACAGAAGACCCCUUGCCAUUCUCAGCCAACGCCGUACUCCGACCACAGGCAGGCUCAUCCCAGAACAUAGUCUUCCCGGUGGUACAGGGCAUGGGUUAUGUUACUGCAGUUUACACUCAGCUUCAGCCCGUCAUUCAAAGCGCUGUUUAUUUCCGUGAAGUGGUUACUGCGGGCUCUCCGCGACCCGGUAUAUUCAAAUACCGUGCAACUUUAUCGGACGGCACUGUCUGGCUUCUUUAUCUCACCCCAGAAAAUGGGCAAGAUCCCGAUCUCAAGUUGGUAUCUACAACUAAUCUACAGGGCCCUGCUGGAUGGUCAGGCACAAUUCAAGUCGCAAAGAAUCCGGGAGGCACCUCUGGAGAAAAGCUGUUCGACAACUCAUCUGGCGUCUUCCCUGUACAGGCAGCGGUGUCUGGCUCGGUCACGAACAAUACUGGUUCAUAUCGCCUUGCCUGGGCCAAGUCGGGCAAGGAUGUCCAAAACACUCCUCUGAUGAUGUUUGCUCUGCCUCACCAUGUUGCGGCAUUCGAUUCUACUACCAAAGACCGAAUGACGAACAUUACCCUUAGGACCACGACGAAGGGCAUUGCCACGGCAGUAAUUGGAGAGUACUGGACAAUGACAGAGCCCGAUCUCCCAGUGACUAUGGAUUUCGCACCCUGGACCCCUGCCGCAGGAAGCUCUCCUCUCCUCACCGCGGCAUCCCAACAAGUGAUCGCGAGUGUAGCCGCAGUUGAACUCCAGCAGAGUAUCGAGAACCAAACCAACCUCAACAGCAUGUACUACAGCGGCAAGGCAUUGAGCAAGUUUGCUACCUUGAUAUAUACCGUCGACCAGCUACUCGGUGACCACGCCUCGGCAGCUCCCGCUCUAGAAAACUUGAAGAAGGCCUAUGCCCGUUUCAUUCAGAACGGCCAACAGUAUCCGCUCGUUUAUGACACUGUCUGGAAGGGCGUUGUAUCGUCCGCCAGUUACAACGGAGGCUCUACUGGGGCCGACUUUGGUAACACAUUGUAUAAUGAUCAUCACUUCCACUACGGCUACUUUAUCCAUGCAGCCGCCAUUAUCGGGCGCCUUGAUCCGAGCUGGCUCCCGAACAACCGAGAUUGGGUGAACAUGCUUGUCCGUGACGCGGGAAACGCCGCUGCGGACGAUCCCCUCUUCCCGUUCUCGCGUUCAUUCGACUGGUAUCAUGGUCAUUCGUGGGCCAAAGGCCUCUUUGAGUCCUUUGAUGGAAAGGAUCAGGAGUCUACGUCGGAGGAUACGAUGUUUGCGUAUGCACUCAAAAUGUGGGGAAAGACCAUUGGAGAUGCAAGCAUGGAAGCAAGGGGAAACUUGAUGCUCGGUAUUUUGCGGCGUAGCUUGCACAAUUACUUCCUAAUGGACAGUGACAACACCAACCAGCCCGCCAACUUUAUCGCCAACAAGGUUACCGGGAUUUUGUUCGAAAAUAAAAUAGACCACACAACCUACUUUGGGAACAACCUCGAGUAUAUUCAAGGCAUCCACAUGCUGCCGCUCCUACCCUCUUCGUCAUACGUGCGAAGUCAGAAAUUCGUGCAGGAAGAAUGGGACGCCAUGUUCGCCUCGGGGGCUUCUGAUCCCGCUGAAAAUGUGGCUGGCGGAUGGAAGGGAGUGCUUUAUGCGAAUCUAGCUCUGAUUCGCCCUGCUUCUUCAUGGAACUUCUUCGCCCAAUCCAACUUUGACUACAGUUGGAUUGACGGGGGCGCGUCCCGCACAUGGUAUCUGGCAUACGCCGCAGGUGAGUUUCCAGAGAGAGUUAGUUAUUAA